Emericellopsis cladophorae is the source of this 1197-nucleotide messenger RNA. RefSeq names its product INSIG domain-containing protein. NCBI's taxonomy places the organism in Eukaryota, Fungi, Ascomycota, Sordariomycetes, Hypocreales, Bionectriaceae. The transcript is spliced from 2 exons. Gene Ontology annotation, cellular component: endoplasmic reticulum. The record is from RefSeq and is a predicted model, not a curated record. Gene Ontology annotation, biological process: sterol biosynthetic process. The coding region runs from base 1 to 1197 and encodes 398 amino acids.
AUGGCAGACGACGGGCCUCCGCUUUUGAAGCCAGUCCCCCGGCGACCAUUCAAUGUCAACCUCACAAGUGCCACGCCUCCCUCUGACGACAGUGAUCAUGACGAGCGUCCAGAACUCGACCGCUCCCAGUUCCUGCUCAACCCGUCCGACGCUACACCCUCCAUGAGCCGGUCACCAUCCUCCAUGAACCUCACCUCCUCGACCCUGCACGGCAUCUAUUCGCCAACCACAUCCGGCGGCCAAGAUGCAGACUUUGACGAGGGCGAGACACCAUGGGGCACAGGGGCCAGGACACCCGUCCGCAGAACAAGCGUGGACGAGGCCACCUACGAGCUCAUGGUCGGAAGGGCCCAUGUCAACCGCCGCCGGUCCUCCCACAGAACCUUGGACACCACCAAGCCACACUCGACGCCAGGUUGUGGCCCAGUGGCCACUGCCAUCUCGUAUGGCCUGCGCGCGAUGCUCUUGUUCGCCCUGGGCGUGGGGUAUGGCGUCUUGCUCGCCAAGUUCCAGGACGGUAACGCGUGGGCCCCUUCGCAGUCGCACAACUUCAAGAACCUCGCUUUCUGGGGAAUGGCGGCGACAGUAUGGGGUGGGAUGAUGCCGUGGCUGGACAGCCUGUGGCACGACGUGUUUGGCGAGGAAACGAGGGAGAACGAGGUCGCGAUCACGGUCGAGACCGAUUCCAACAAUGGCUCGGAUCCUGCGACGGAUUGGGCGAUUGUCAUGCGUGCCAUUGGCGUCUUUGUCGGUAUCAUGCUGGCCAUUCGCAAAGUCGCCUGGGUAUCGACCCUCCAAGUUUCGCUGACACUGGCCAUGGUCAACCCUCUUCUUUGGUGGCUUAUUGACCGCUCCCAGGUCGGCUUCAUCCUCUCCGCCGCUGUCGGUCUCGUCGGCUGGCUCAUUGCCAUGGGCGUCGACCCCCACAUGGUGCCCCUGCCGCCGUCGUCCCACCUCGCUCUCAUCCGGGCCGGCGGUCUUGCGCCGGGCGGUGCCAACCGGACCGUGACAGCGCCGGCGAAGAGUGCGGAUGCGUCAUUCCUCCUGGCUCACAUUGCGUCUCAGGAGACCGUCGAGACGGGCAUUUGGAUGCUCAGCGUGCUGUUCUGCAGCUGCCUUUGCUUCGGCAACAUUGGCCGGAGGCUGGCUUGGGAACCGUCGUCUGUCGGGCGCGGUCGCUGGGGAGGUGUGAGAUAA